CUGCGCAACUCAGCGUAUCGUCGAUCCGCUUGUAUAUGCCUCAAAGGCAAACAACCUUCACUAUGCGUUGCCUGUCACGCUUACCGCAGGCGGCGAAGGUGAUGUGGCCUCGUGCCCGCCUUCUUCCGUAGAAGCUGCAAGAACGCAACCACGCCCUUUACUAACAAAUACCACCCACAGAGGCUACGAUGCAGCAGGAGAAUGAGCGUAUGAAGCUGAAAGAUGGCCGUACCCUAUCCUACGCUGUUUACGGCAGUCCGGUACCCCAAAAGACAAUAGUCUUCAUGCAUGGCUGCCAAUCGUCGCGCUACGAAGGCAAGCUCUGGCACUCGGCUUGCGCCCUACACAACGUCCGAAUCAUCGCCCCCGACCGUCCUGGCAGCGGCCUAUCAACCUUCCAAACCAACCGCCGUAUCCUCGACUGGCCUGCCGAUGUGCUUGCCCUGGCCGACCACCUCAAGAUCCACAACUUCUACGUACUGGGUGUAUCUGGAGGCGCACCUUACGUACUGGCCUGCGUGAAGGAGAUAUCGAAGGACCGCUUGAUGAGCGCUAGCAUAGUCAGCGGCUUGUAUCCAGUCAAGUUGGGGACAGCAGGCAUGACGUUUCCUUCGCGCAUUGUCCUAUGGGCAGCGCCAUGGAUGACUGGUCUGGUCACCACCUUGUUCGAUAGUACCAUGGGCAAGGCGAGUCGCAACGACGAUCCGAAAGUUCUAGAGGAAAUGAUUGCCAAGGAGAUCCAAUGUCGACAUCCCAGCGACCAAGAAGCCAUCAAAGACAAAACUAACUGGCCCAUCUACGUAGCCAUGACCAGGGAAUCGUUUUAUCGAGGGAGUGAAGGCGUAAGCUGGGAGGCAAAAUUGAACGGCAGCGACUGGGGCUUCGAGCUUGGACAAUUGUACGUUGGGGACAAUGGCAUCCCUCUUACGCUGUGGCAUGGUCGGGAGGACCAGAACUGCCCUGCUGCAAUGGCCCAGAAGGCCAAGGACCUGUUGCCAGGCACCUCGCUACGCCUGAAGGAUGGCGAAGGUCCGAUGAGUUAUAUAUUUCAGAACGCCGAUGACAUAUUGGAGGCUCUGAUGGGUAAGACUGAGAGUGAGGAGUACAUGGUGGUAGGCGCUGCGUAAUCACUUCUCGCCAGCUGUUUGUACAUCUCUCGGUACAAUAAUUUAUCUACCAACUGUUCAUUGUCAGCAUCUCGUGUUGAAAACUUGGAUAACAAGAGCGAACUACAAUCAAUGUAAUCGUAUUGAAAUUAGGUUCCCGUCUGCCACGCAUGUAGCGUGGUCUAAAUAGUGUCCAGCGAACGUAGUAAUAAUGGUAUCAUGCAGAAAAGAAAA
Alternaria alternata is the source of this 1340-nucleotide messenger RNA. Its product is annotated as alpha/beta hydrolase fold domain-containing protein. The record is from RefSeq and is a predicted model, not a curated record. Bases 189 to 1127 code for a protein of 312 amino acids. The transcript has a single exon. Lineage: Eukaryota; Fungi; Ascomycota; Dothideomycetes; Pleosporales; Pleosporaceae.